Messenger RNA from Boeremia exigua, 2732 nucleotides. RefSeq names its product carboxypeptidase-like protein S1. Gene Ontology annotation, cellular component: fungal-type vacuole. Gene Ontology annotation, biological process: proteolysis. NCBI's taxonomy places the organism in Eukaryota, Fungi, Ascomycota, Dothideomycetes, Pleosporales, Didymellaceae. Gene Ontology annotation, molecular function: serine-type carboxypeptidase activity. The record is from RefSeq and is a predicted model, not a curated record. The transcript has 6 exons. The coding region runs from base 403 to 2379 and encodes 658 amino acids.
GGUCGAUGAUGCACCGUAAACAGCGCGCUCUACGCGUCGCCCCGACCGAGCUAAGCAUGUGGGGCGUCCGUCCCCCACCCCGUCACCUACCUGCUGCGUUACGCCGCUACGUUGCCCAUGAACUCAGACCUCUUAGCCAAUAAACCUGUUCUUGCGCAACUGUUUACCCCGCUUGAAGAUGCAACACAGUGGCUAUCUAUACCUAGGUACCUUCAAGCUCGACUUGGCCCUCUUGUUGACCUUCCGUAUUGGUCUUGUAGACACCGCUCUAAGACGACACCUAGCAUGCUGCCCAGCAUUGCCAACCAUACCAGGACGGCAGGCGUCCCAUAACCGCGGGCAUGUCAGAGCUUAAGAACAGUGUAUUGCCAGAAGCAUGGUUUCAUUUCACUCCACUUCAUCAUGGUUGCUUCAAAGGCCCUCGCCGUGCUUGCGCUGGUGGCCUCUGCCGCCGCGCAGUUCCCUGCCGAACCUGUGGGCGUAAAGGUUUUGGAAUCUCGCUUUGGUGAUGGCGUGACCAUCUCAUACAAGGAGAACGACCUGUGCGAAACUACCCCGGGAGUACGCUCGUACUCUGGCCAUGUUCAUCUUCCACCCGGCACUGCAGACCUUGGACAAGGCCAGGACUAUCCAAUCAACACGUUCUUCUGGUUCUUUGAAGCGCGCAACGACCCUGCAAACGCACCAACGGUCAUCUGGCUUAACGGAGGUCCUGGAUCCUCCUCGAUGUAUGGCAUCCUCGAGGAGAAUGGCCCCUGCUAUGCAAACUCGGAUUCAAAUUCCACUCGCCUCUCUGAAUGGAGCUGGAACAAUGAGGCCAACAUGUUAUAUCUCGACCAGCCCGUGCAGGUGGGCUUCUCGUACGACACACUCCAGAAUGUGACACGAAAUCUGUUGACGGGUGAGGUUGCGCUGCUGAAUGCAACAGAUCCAGUGCCAGAACAAAACAGCACCUUCCUGACUGGCACUUUUCCCAGCCGCAACCCUAACAAUACAGCCUUUGGUAGCGUGAACGGUGCCAUCGCUGCAUGGCACUUCGCUCAAGCCUGGUUCCAAGAGUUCCCGCACCUGCUUCCGAACGACACACGUCUUAGCCUCGCUGCACAGUCUUAUGGAGGGCGCUACGGACCUACCAUGUUUACAUUCUGGGAGGAGCAGAACCAGCGGAUCGAGAACGGCACAUGGAGUGGCGGCGAAGGUGAACAGUUCAUCCUACAUCUCGACACUUUGCUCAUGAUCUCCGGAUGCGUUGACCGCUAUGUCCAGUACCCGUACUAUCCACAGCAGGCGUUCCGCGACAAUGGUUAUGGCAUCGAAGCAGUGAACGAGACCGUCUACAAUGCGAUGGUCGAGUCCGUGCCAGAAUGUCUCGAACGCAUCACCACAUGCCGCGAGGCAGCAGCUGAGUCUGAUCCGGAGAACCUGGGUAUCAAUGCGACUGUCAACGAUCUGUGCGAGGCUGCGGAAACUUUCUGUCGUGCGAAUAUAGUCAGCCCCUACACCCAAAAUUCUGGCCUCGAUUAUUACGAUAUCUCGACUCAGUCACCACCGCCAUUCCCACCUCCGUUUCACGAGGGCUUCUUGAAUCAGGAGUGGGUGUUGCAAGAACUGGGGGUGCCCCUGAACUGGACGGGCAACUCGCCGCAGGCUUCAGCAGCAUACCGUGACAUUGGUGAUUACCCCAGAGAUUCGUGGCUUGACGAUCUCGCCUUUCUGCUGGACAACGGUAUCAAAGUCUCCCUUGUACACGGAGAUCUGGAUUUCGCAUGCCCAUGGGCAAGUGGGGAUGCUGUGGCAAAGGCAAUCAAUUGGACAGGUUCCGAUGGAUACGCGGCCGCGCAGUAUGCCGAGAUCCAGACCAACGACUCGUAUGUCGGAGGUCUAGUUCGCCAGCAUGGGAACCUCAGCUACAUAAGGACGUACCAAGCUGGUCACGCCAUUCCUGCAUACCAGCCAGAGACGGCAUACAAAGUCUUCACUCGCGCCUUGUUCAACUUGGACAUAGCUACGGGCACCGUGUCAACAGCCGGUAACUACACCAGCACAGGUCGCGAUGAUCCCAACGUACAGCUGCAGGCUACCCCACAGGAUUUGACAUACUGUUACACAUACGCCCCAGACUCCUGCUACGAGUGGCAGCAGGAAGCCAUCGCCAACGGCACUGCUGAGAUAUGCAACUGGAUUUUUGUCGAUGCCAAUUCAACGCAGCUGUUCCCAGACGUUAUUGCCAGAUGCCGUGGCGGAAGCAACCAGACAGUGCCUGGAAAUGGCAGUCACCAUCUGCCAGAGUUUGAAGGCGGCGCUGGGGUUCUGGCCAGCAGAGGAACCUUUACCACUACACUCUUCAGCUUUGUCGUUGUAGCCAUGCUCAUGAUGUAGGGCUUUUGGCGUUUGACACAUGUGUUGUCGAUCGCUUUGCACGCAACGUGUCGGAUAGUCUGCACGGACUUGCAUCAGUGUACACGCCCCACUUCGUAUCCCACGCUCUUUGAUAUGGAAAUGUUGGUGUGGCAUUCAAAAGCCGUGCUACUGCUUCGAUAAUACAUGGUACUUGGAUGGAUACCACUUCCGCUACGGGGCAAAUUUUACCCGUCUCCACUCACGCACAGGCGACUUUGAGCCUCUGCUGCGGCAUUCUCAUCCUCGCAUCUGCACAGUAUAUAAACCACAUGAAUGAAAUCUUAGUCAUCAAGUCAUACAACUGGAAACGGGUGAGGUGGCCGAGUUGGUUA